CCUUCUUGGCAGAGAAUUCUCGCUCACACAUAAAGAAAGAAAACAUAACUUUUCUUGCCUACGGCGAUCUCGGAGAUGUCAUUCUAGGAGUGCUGCGAGAUGUCUUCCAAAUCAUUGACGGAGACAAUCCGGUGUCAGCAACAAGGAGGAAGAAUGUGAUGCAAAACCUGGCCAACUACUCAUCAGUGUAUUGGGGUUUGGAGUUUGGACGUGAACAUGACAGCAACGAAUUUGCGAUGAGUAUCUGCACAAAAAUUGCAUCAAUUAUCGAGGAAGCAAAACGUCUCAACAUGAAAAUUGUUGUCAACUGCUCCAGCUGCUCGGAGCCCAGCACGAUUAUCAUUGAUAGUCCAACGAUGCAAGUCCACCCUCAUUGCGACACAAGCCUCCAAACCCUAAUUACAGACUUUCUGUAUUCGGAGAUGAUGGAAAAACAGUGCAAAAACAGCCAGUGCAACCAGAAGACCAUGGAGUGCUUGAAAAUGCCUCAGUUCAUUAUAAUAGAGAUUGGAAGGGCGGUCGAAGGAGCUGUCAAAAACAACUUCUACAUCAGAAUCCAACCUUCUUUCAAGGUCCCACAGCUCAUGAGAAAGAACUACAGAAGCACAGACUUUGUCGAGUACUCUGUGCAGGGUCUCAUCAUCCAGAAGGGCUACAAAAUCACUCUUGAGAACAGCAAAACUAGUGGCAAGGACAAGGACCCUAUAGAAUCCGGAUGUCAAUCUCCCAAAACAAAGGUUGCGAAAUCUACGAAAGGGGGCCACUUCUAUUCGAUCGUGAAGGAAGAGGGUGACUGGUUCAAGCUCAACGAUGACAGAGUUCGGAAAGUGAUGCAACAUGCAAUUGAGAAUAGGAAGACUGGAAAAGGUGUGUGUUUGGUGCUGGCAAAAAGGAUCACAGAGGCUUCAAUCCCUGAGUAGGAAGCGCAGUUCCUGCUUUAUUCGCAACCACCUACAAAGACAGUAUUAUUAUCAUCUCUCCCACAAAACAAAUAAGGGCUGCCAUUUAAAGAAAAUUGCAAAAAUUUAAUAUAGCCAUGCAGUUUUUUUGUGAUUGAAAGUGAUUCAAUAUGAUGUCAUUAUAUGUUCAAAUAAAAUACGUUAGAUUUGUUACUAAUAUUAAGGUUCUGACGUGAAAAAUAUAAAUUGUUAUAUAUGUGAAACUCCAGUCUUGAUUUAA
Messenger RNA from Neocloeon triangulifer, 1179 nucleotides. RefSeq lists its product as uncharacterized. The transcript is spliced from 4 exons. The record is from RefSeq and is a predicted model, not a curated record. Lineage: Eukaryota; Metazoa; Arthropoda; Insecta; Ephemeroptera; Baetidae. Gene Ontology annotation, biological process: protein deubiquitination. Bases 159 to 920 code for a protein of 253 amino acids. Gene Ontology annotation, molecular function: cysteine-type deubiquitinase activity.